UCUCUGAUGUCAACGGAACGUGGAUAGCGCUGUGCUUGUUUUUGUUCUGAUAUCUGCGUAAUUCUGGCGCAAUGAAGAACUUGAAUCUUUGGGAUGUGACUGUGAAAGACUUAAAGAUCAAUUGCGAUGAUGAUUUCCUCAUGUGCUACGGUCACGAUGAGGGGAACGUCGGGGAAUUGUAUGUUUGUUCACAUAACCUCGUGGUGAAGUGUUUUCAUGAAGAUGGUGAUGAGACAUGGAGUAGGGAGUUGUCGGAGGUAGCGUCUCCGGAUAACAAGCCUGUGGACGUGACGUUCCUGUCGUUGCCGAACACGGUGUGUGUGGGGCUCGCAAAUGGGGAGCUGUUUACGAUCGGAGAGUGUGGAACCAGCUGCGAUCUAGCUGGAGUGUGCGACAAUGGACUGCUGGCAAUGGAAUGGAGUCCCGACCAAGAAUUACUAGUCCUGGUGACGAGAGAAAUGUCGACAAUUCUCAUGUCAUGUACAUUUGACCCUAUCACGGAGACCAACCUCCUUGCCGAGGAGUUUGGUGAAAAGCAGUUUAUCACGGUCGGUUGGGGUAAGAAGGAGACUCAGUUCCAUGGCCGGGAAGGCAAGCAAGCUGCUAAAGCUAAAACUGAAGUCAGUGGUGAUCCACAAGCAGAUGACACAGUCAAGAUAACUUGGCGCGGCGACGGUGAGUUAUACGCCGUCGGUUUCACAGUCGAAGGCAUCAGACGAUUCAAAGUCUUCGACCGAGAAGGUCACUUACAAUACACCAGUGAAAAACAACCAGGUUUGGAGACAAACCUGUCUUGGAGGCCUAGUGGUAAUGUCAUAGCUACAACACAAAAACUACCUGAUAAAUACAUAGUUUCUUUUUUUGAAAAGAAUGGUCUAAAACACGGAGGUUUUGAUAUACCUGUAAAUUCUACCACAACAGUUGAAGAUCUACUUUGGAGUUCAGAUUCAGAAAUAAUAACACUACAAUGUAAAGAUAUGGCAGAUAAUACACAAAAACUGCUUCUAUUCACAAUGAGUAACUACCACUGGUAUCUGAAACAAACUCUGGUAUUCAAUACAGAACUGAAUAUCAGAAAGAUCCUUUGGGACAAUGAUUUUGAUGUGGCUAACAAUAAGAAGUUACACAUAGUUUUAAGUAAUGGAUAUCACUACUCUUACACAUGGAUUUGGAAUGUAGACCACAGUAAAGGCAAGACAGAUGAUGAUGAUGCAGUUGUAACUGUGAUAGAUGGCAGGAAACUUCUAGUUACAGGCUUCAGACAGACAGUUGUGCCUCCACCAAUGGCUGCUUUGGAAAUUGAGCUAGAAUCCUUUGCAAAUUCAGUGCAUUUUGCACCAACAAGCAAUGAAAGUACUAACACAUACUUUGUAAUCACUGCUGAUCAAAAACUUGUCAUCUAUGAACAGACACAAAAGUUCCCACUGCAAUACAAAGCACUGGAUACUAUAAUUUUGGAUAAGUAUGAGUUUCCAUUCCAAAAUUACAACUGGCAUUGGUUGAAACAUGACACUAUAAUUUGUGUCACUGUUGAUAAUGAGGGCUAUCACAUUGUAGAAUAUAAUAUUGAUGCAAAUAAACUUAUUAAGAAGAAUGUCGAAUCUUUACCUGCACAAGUUUUAAGAAUAGAAUCUCAUCCAACAGAUUCAUCUAAAGUGUAUUUGCAAUUAAACAAUGGUGAUAUCCUUCUAUAUACUGCUGGAGGGGAAAUUGAACCACAGGAUGUGUCAUUUGAAGCACCGUGCCCAAGAUUUAAUGUGGUAUCUGUAGAAGGGGAAUUACACUUAAUUGGUCUUUCCCAUAAAGGAAAUUUGUACAUUGAUAACAUGAUGAUUAUGAAUAAUGUAAGUUCCUUCUAUGUUCACACUGAUUUUCUUGUACUAACAACAUUACAGCAUGUUCUUCUUUGUACUGAGUUGACCAAUGCGGGACUCAAUGCUAUUAAGGAAUAUUCCAAGAACGAAACAGCACAUGUUUAUAAAAGGAAGAUUGAAAGAGGAGGUAAGUUAAUUGUUGUUGUGCCUAAUGAUACUAGGACUGUAUUCCAAAUGCCAAGAGGCAAUUUAGAAGCUAUCCAACCUAGACCAUUGUCUUUGAAAAUUAUCGGAAAAUAUCUGAGCUCUCUCAAGUAUUACGAAGCUUUUGAUCUGAUGAGGAAACAGAGGAUAAACCUGAAUUUGAUUUACGAUCACGAUCCUGAGAAAUUCAUCAAUUCCAUCAAAGUAUUUUUGGAAGCAAUAAAAAACAAUUCUUGGUUGAGUUUGUUCUUGUCUGACUUGGAGAAUGUUGACGUGACAAAGACAAUGUACUCGAGCAAUUACGCUGACGAACAAAAUAAAGCGAAUGACAAUUGCGAGAACAAGGUGCAAAGAGUAUGUGAGCUUGUUAGAUCUAAUUUGAGUAUGAGGUCUGAUACUGAUCACAGAAUAUUACCAUUCCUGACGAGUUUUGUUAAAACAAAUACCGUAGAAGAUCUUGAAAGCGCUCUGUCGCUUAUAAAAGACCUGAAGAUGAGAGAAGAAGGCGGUGCCAAACUUCCUGUUGGGUCUGACGAGGCUCUGAAAUAUUUACUAUACAUGGUCGACGUAAAUAAACUCUUCGACGUUGCGCUAGGGAUGUAUGAUUUCGACUUGGUACUUCUCGUUGCUAAUAAGUCUCAGAAAGAUCCGAAAGAGUUUAUUCCAAUGUUGAACGAACUCAAUGAGAUGGAGCAAAAUUACAAAAGGUUUUCAAUAAACAAACACUUAAAGAGGUUUGAUAAAGCUGUGCAAUGUUUAGUGGAGUGUGGCCCUGAGAGAUACGCAGAGUUGAAGGCGUUUGUAAAGUACCACAGCCUUUAUAGAGAAGCACUGAAUCUCUUUACACCAGACCAAGAGGUUUACAAACAAAUAUCAGAAGAUUUUGGUCUCUAUCUUAGGCUGAAAAAGCAAUUUACCGAUGCAGGUAUAGUUUAUGAAAGAGGCGGAAAUGUUGAUAAGGCCAUUGAGUGUUAUAAAGAUGCUUUGGAGUGGGAAUUGGCGGUGAACUUAGCACAAAUGUGGCCGAAAGAUCAGUUCAAGCAAUUGUGUUGGGACCUCAUAAAUUCACUAAAAGACGAAAAGCGUCACCGUGAAGCAUUGAGUAUUCUGGAACAGUUUUAUGAUGACAAAGAUGAAGCAAUCCAGUACGCCAUCGAAAGUGGACAGUACAAAACAGCAAUUCGAAUUUGCACACAAUAUAAGAAAGAUGAGUUGAAAGAAGAUAAACUUAAACCAGGGCUGCUAGAAGAAUACAAAAAUCUUCAAGAAUUAGUGGAAAAUAAUUGGUGCAUGUUUAUUCGUCAUCGAGACCGACUGAAGCUAGUCCGAGAGAAUAAAAUUAAAAACCCUGUAGAAAUGUACGACACGUUUGCAAAUAGGGACUGUGAUUUGUAUUCUGAUGCUGGUAGCACAUUGGCGUCUUCCUCCAGGGGCUCAAGCCGUUCAUACCGGUCGAGUAAGAACAGAAGAAAGCACGAGCGUAAAGUGGCAUCUCUGAAGGAAGGCUCUCAGUAUGAAGACGUGGCGCUGGUCAUGGCGCUGCAUACCCUGGUGACGUCAUCGUUCGAGUUGAGGGCACAAGUGAGAGAUGUCAAUGUGGCUCUCAGUUAUUUCGGCCAGGAUAAGCAGGCUUUCGUUUUACAGACAAGUCUUGAGAAGCUGCUGAAGGAAAUGAAGGACAGCUUCCGAGAUAUCUGGACAAGCGAGCUAGUGCUGGAGGCGACCAACGCCUCCAUCGCCGCGCAGAACGUUCCGGAGGGCGGGCCCGCUGUCAUACCGCAAGGCCUUGCUUCUCUUGAGCCCCACAUACGAAUAGCCCCUGUUGUUCAAGAUAUCAGCUGGAAGCUAGAAGGUUUAUAUUAAAAAGCUAAUUUAAAAUUUAAGUGCAAUGAAAAAUAUUUUGUAAAAUAAAAGUUUAUUUAAAUUAUAACUUACAUUUAAA
This is a messenger RNA of Pectinophora gossypiella (pink bollworm), 3960 nucleotides long. It is a transcript of the gene Elp1, whose product is annotated as putative elongator complex protein 1. Gene Ontology annotation, molecular function: protein binding; tRNA binding. NCBI's taxonomy places the organism in Eukaryota, Metazoa, Arthropoda, Insecta, Lepidoptera, Gelechiidae. Bases 72 to 3881 code for a protein of 1269 amino acids. Gene Ontology annotation, cellular component: elongator holoenzyme complex; cytosol. The record is from RefSeq and is a predicted model, not a curated record. The transcript has 8 exons. Gene Ontology annotation, biological process: tRNA wobble base 5-methoxycarbonylmethyl-2-thiouridinylation.